CAGUCGGUCAGGCUCUUAGUUGUUACUGUGUCGUCUGUAUUCAGUUCCAAACGCUUCCAAAGUUUGAAGCCGGCAAUUACACGAAUUCCUCCUAAAAAAAAUUUGAACGGUUCAUCUUCUCAAACAGGAAUAAAGUCCUUAAUGACGAUUGACGGGAGUUUUAGUCUGCAAUACGCAUUGGAUAGAUUCCUUGCUCGUUGUCCUAACCUUCGAUGCAUUCCCGGAUUGCAGUCUCUCUCGCAGAAGGGAGACAGCUUGACGGAAGAAGAAGUUGUGAACUCACUAGCCGAGCUGUUUAUGCAUCCAAAUUAUACAGUCCCUAUGAUGGGCUGUUUCCGUCCUAUCGCUCGAAAGAUUGUGGACAGAGCAGUGGCUUUACUUCGACUAGUUCAGAGCUUGAAAUUGGAUUCUAAAGAUAAAGUCAUAGUGAUUGGGGAGAAUGGACAUACCAGUGAAACAGGAAACAGUGAUGUUGAGGAUGACGUUAAUGUUAUUGCUUUAUAUGUUAGGAGCGGAAGGGGUUUGAAGCUUCAUGAACUUGCCUCUUUGGCAUUCUGUCGAGCCGUUGAGUUGGCACCUUUUCUGUUGGGGUCUGUGUUAAAUUAUUUCAAAUUUGCUCCACCUCCUUUCCAACGUCUUUUAGUAACUGAUUCAACCUCACAGAUCAUAGAGAAGGUAUUCUCCUAAUGAUUAUUAAGCUUUUAUCUUUUUGUUUUAUAAUAUUCAUUCGGAAGAAAGU
Telopea speciosissima is the source of this 739-nucleotide messenger RNA. RefSeq names its product midasin-like. The coding region runs from base 142 to 687 and encodes 181 amino acids. The transcript has 3 exons. NCBI's taxonomy places the organism in Eukaryota, Viridiplantae, Streptophyta, Magnoliopsida, Proteales, Proteaceae. The record is from RefSeq and is a predicted model, not a curated record. Gene Ontology annotation, cellular component: preribosome, large subunit precursor. Gene Ontology annotation, biological process: ribosomal large subunit assembly; rRNA processing.